This is a messenger RNA of Papaver somniferum (opium poppy), 497 nucleotides long. RefSeq lists its product as uncharacterized. Bases 4 to 492 code for a protein of 162 amino acids. NCBI's taxonomy places the organism in Eukaryota, Viridiplantae, Streptophyta, Magnoliopsida, Ranunculales, Papaveraceae. The transcript is spliced from 3 exons. The record is from RefSeq and is a predicted model, not a curated record.
AAGAUGCUAAGGAGUGGUCUGAGUUCUGUAAUAACUUUAAGGAAGUUGGUCCUGGUGGUCCUUCUGUGCGAGGUGACCGAUAUGAAUUUGGUGACCAAGAAGGCAGUAGUGAAGACGAUGGAUACGAGCAGUUGUUGGAGACGGACGAUGAAGCUGAAGCCAACCAUUGUGAUCAAUGCUCCGAUACUCAUGAGGAAACCGGGAAGGCCUAGAGUGAAUAGGAGGAGGAGCUACGAUGAAUCACAAUCUAAGAAGAAACCUAGGUCCUGUAGCAAGUGCAAACAAACUGGUCACAACAAAACUACUUGUGGGGGUGGCGCAGUUGGUUUAAAUCCGAAGGCAAAGAGACUUAGAACUGAGGUAGAUGGUCAGACUUUCACAAGCAUUAACUAUAAUCACGGUCAAAGCCGCACUGGAAAACGUAAGAAUAAUGGCAACAACAACAUUAAUCUUGCUGAAUCUUCACAACCUGGAGGAUCACUAGUUGAUUAAUGGGG